This is a messenger RNA of Puccinia triticina, 1245 nucleotides long. RefSeq lists its product as uncharacterized. Lineage: Eukaryota; Fungi; Basidiomycota; Pucciniomycetes; Pucciniales; Pucciniaceae. The transcript has 7 exons. The record is from RefSeq and is a predicted model, not a curated record. Bases 1 to 1245 code for a protein of 414 amino acids.
AUGCAAGUCCUCAGCGCACAAAUAAAGUGCUCAGAGACUGUCAUAGCUGUUAGAACCUUCCCCCCUCGCACCAGCCCCGUCAUUGUCCACCCUGGCCUUGACCCCGACCUCUCCGUGCCGCCCCACAACCUCUCCGACCACAUCCUGGGCCCCGCUCGUCGGCUGGAUAGUCAUGGCCCCACUCUCAAGCGCUUCCAGCCCGUAUGGAUCACCCAAUCCCCGCUCAGCUGCCGGCUCUCGCCCGAAACCGAGGCGCUUAUUUGGAUGCGGUUCCUGGACGGAGCCGGCAGGACGAAAGGCACGCUCAAGGUGAUGAUUGCGCUGAAUCUGCAUUCGUCGCAGCAGGUGCUGCCGGUGAUCACCAAUCCGAUCCUGACCUCGCUGCGAUACCUGGGGGCUGAGAACGUGUAUGUGUUGGAGGAGACGAUCUGGAUGGGUGUGGACCGGAUCAAGCUGCUCUUGGAGUACCGCAACCAGGCGCUGUUGGCCUUCGACAAUGCUGACCGGGCCCUUGACGGGCUCUCCAACCUGGUCUUCAUCGACGACGUCUUCCUCUGUGCCCAGGACAUCCUUGAGCUGCUCUGGCAACGUCACUUCCAGGGGGCGGACUCGGCGUGCGGGACCGACUGGUGGGAGGCCAAGACGCUACGGGAACAGUACGGCUCGCAGACCCCUCGCCACCCGAUGACGCCCGCUUGCAUUCGGCGGUCUUCUACGACUCGCAAGACGCUGCGCCCUCGGCUGCAGAUCCUGACGGAGUACAAGGACGGCUACGCGGCAAUCUGCGGGGCCAAGGAGUCGAAGGUCUUCCAGGCCCGCUUCCACAACGUACUCCCCGUGCCCGUGUAUUUAUGCUGGAACGACAUCGUCGCCCUGGCCCCAGCGCCCUUCCGGGGCCCAAAGGGACUCACCUUCCGCGCCGCCGACCGCCUCACUAACGAGUGCUGCAAUAAAUGCCUCCUCGUCCCUAAUGUCGCCGUCACCUACACCCGCAUCAUCUACUAUGCUGACGGCGUUGUCCGCAGCUCCAAUUGCGACAACUGCCCCACGUCCCGUCGACCCUUCCAUGGGGCCCCUGAUAGCCAAUUCUUGGUCGAGAAAAUUGACUGGAGCAGCUACCCCAAGCCUGAAAUUGUCGACCCAACCCCACCCACCCACCUUUCAUGUGAUGCAACCUCUUCCUCAUCCCUCUCAGUAGAACUCGAUAGACCCGACUGUGUGCAAUGGCCCUGGACUUAUGUAUAA